Molecule: messenger RNA, 2669 nt
Organism: Trifolium pratense (red clover)
Lineage: Eukaryota; Viridiplantae; Streptophyta; Magnoliopsida; Fabales; Fabaceae
Product: probable aminotransferase ACS10
Exons: 4
Coding region: 816-2324 (502 amino acids)
Biological process (GO): biosynthetic process; amino acid metabolic process
Molecular function (GO): aromatic-amino-acid:2-oxoglutarate transaminase activity; pyridoxal phosphate binding; L-aspartate:2-oxoglutarate transaminase activity
Source: RefSeq, a predicted model, not a curated record
CCCGAACCCUUUUUUUUUAACAGAUAUAGUAGGUAAUUCCGAUGCUGCCACCUCAUAAUCUUCUCUACUCCCCCUCUCUAGUAGAAUUUUUGCCUUCCGUGGGAAUCGUACCACGUAUCCUGAGAUUCAGGUAUAUGUUCAAUUCAUUCCCAGUACCAAUUGAGCAUGUACCUGAACCCCAGGGUAUGUCGUUCGAUUCCCACUGAAGGCAAACACUCUAUUAGAGAGGAGAGUAGAGAAGAUCAUAGGUGACAACGUCGCGUCGGGAUUGCCUACUAAAACCUAGAAAAGGGGUAUGGGUUGUUACAAGUUCAACUUGGCCUAAGAAUUUUGUUAAUGGAUAAUCUAAGUGGAUAUAUAAUUUAACAUGUAGUUUUACCAGCUCUUUCUUAAUCUCGAGCGCGUUCUAACUAUAAUGAGUUUUGAGAUUCAAUUCAUCUAAACUUUUAAGUCAUGAGUAAACCUACCUAUAAUCAACUCUUUAUAAAUCCAAAAAUUAUAUUUUUGAAAACAAUUUUUUUUCUUUCUUUUAGUACCUUAAUAAUUGAUAUUAGCAUGAGGUGCAUGACCUUAUAAUGACAUAACAUAACAAUAAUACAACUCACGACAUGAUUGAAUGAGUGUAGGCUUUUCGAAAAUCCAAAAUUCCUUUCCCUCUCACUCUUUUCUUCUUCAGCAGCCUCCUCUUUCCAUCAACCCAAUCCACUACUCCUUAACUAUAGUAGAAUUAAUCAAACACAAUAUUGCUGCUGAUAUAUUAUACAACAUAACAUAAACUUCAUUGAAUUAAUAGCCAAUGGUUUAAUUGCCAUGAAAUGAAAGUGAUAGUGCCUUUGCAAGGAGUAGUUCAACAAGGAACAUGGGGUCUUUUUUUAGGUUCAGUUAUUCCAUGUGCUCUUUUAUACUUUCUUCAAUUCUAUUUUAAGACACGUCAUCGUAACGCCAACACUCCUCCUCCAACAGCUACCAACAACAACCUUCCGCAUCCGGAACUCGCUGCCUUGUCACGCACUCUCUCGCAGCGAAUCAGAGGCUCAACUGCCUCCGCUUAUGUCUCCGGUCGGGUUAAUUCAAUCAUCGUAGAUUCUCCUUAUUAUGUAGGUUUAAACAUGGUUGCAGAUAAUCCUUACCAUCGGAUUCAUAAUCCUGAUGGUGUUAUUCAGCUUGGUUUGGCACAAAACACUCUAUGUGUGGACUUGAUUCAAGAAUGGAUUCGUCACACCGGAAGCGCUGCUAUACUGGAGACACAAUCAAAUUGCGGUUGCCUCAGUAUCACUGACCUUGCUACUUACCAUGGAUUCAUGGACUUCGAAGUGGUUGUGGCUGGUUUCAUGUCUCAAGUUUUGGAAAAACCAGUUUUCUUCAACCCCUCACAUAUGGUGCUAACUGCAGGUGCCAUCUCUGCCAUUGAAAUUCUAAGCUUCUGCCUUGCAGAUAAUGGAAAUGUGUUCCUUGUUCCGACACCUCAUAGUCCUGGCUUUGAUGAGGCCGUAAAAUGGAGAACUGGGGUGGAUAUAGUAUAUGUUCCAUGUCGCAGCGCUGAUGACUUCAACCUAAGCAUAACUGCACUUGACCAAGCCUUCAACCAAGCGAAGAAACGUAGUCAAAAAGUUCGUGGAGUAAUAAUAUCAAACCCUUCAAACCCUGCUGGCAAAUUGUUAAAUCGAGAAACACUACUUGAUCUUCUGGACUUUGCUAGAGAGAAGAACAUUCACAUAAUCUCUAAUGAAAUAUUUGCUGGCUCUGCUUAUAGAAACGAAGAGUUUGUGAGCAUGGCAGAAAUCAUGGAAGCAGAAGAUCAUGAUCGGGACAGAGUUCACAUAGUGUUUGAUUUAGCAAAUGAGCUAUAUGUUCCGAGUUUUAAUGUGGGAGUUAUCUACUCCUAUAAUGAGAAUGUUGUGUCUGCUUCCAAAAAAUUGGCGAAAUUCUCACCUGUUUCUGCUCCAACUCAGCAAUUGCUUAUCACCAUGAUUUCAGAUACAGGGUUUAUUCAAGAACUCAUAAAGACUAACAAAUUGAGGCUGCACAAAAUGCAUAAUGCAUUUGUGGCAGGAUUAGAGCAGUUGGGUAUUGAGUGCACCAGAAGCAAGGGUGGUUUUUGCUGCUGGGCUGACAUGAGUAAAUUCAUCCGAUCUUACAACGAAAAGGGGGAACUUGAGCUCUGGGAUAGAUUACUGAAUCUAGCUAAGAUCAAUGUUACCCCGGGUUCCUCUUGUCACUCUAUUGAACCUGGAUGGUUCCGUUUUUGUUUCACUACAUUGACUGAAAAGGAUAUUCCUGUAGUAAUGGAACGGCUUGGGAGAAUUUCUGAGACUACAAGUUGAUGCGGCGUCAAUUUUUUCAGCAAAUUUAGUUGCUUUACUGAUUCUUUAUUCUUGUGGUGAAGCCAACAUCACUUCUUAUAGGAAUAAUCAGCUGUCUGUGUUAUAUUUUUUCAGCAAAGUUAAAAGUCAGUCAAGUUAAGCAGUAUGUGCAUGAAUCCAGAGUCCGUACACGAAUUGAUGCAAGUUUGUUUGCAACAAAAAACGUGUCCUUUGUAACCUCAAAUAAAUAAAAAACAAUAUUGGAAGGAAGAAAAAAGCAAAGAGGAUGCGAAUAAUAGGCAGUUUUUCCCUUGAAAACAUUUGAAACAAUGGAAUGAAUAACUGCUUUUAUUGCAAUGUUACAAA